AUGCACUAUGGUCCGCCCCCAGAGCCCUCACCUCUGCCAUCUGGUGUGACUACCCCAUCUAGCGAGUCGAAGCGGUUCUCAGACCCGCCCGCAUCUUGGGAAGGUGGUAAGCUGAGCUGGAAUUGGACGCCCGAAGGCGGCCUCGGGAGAGGAAACGAUCUCGCGCCCAUCCGCUUCGGCGACGGCCCGCCAUACAGCGAAGACGAGGAUCUGCAAAGCCCGGUGGUCAGUUCGCGCCACAAGCGGCACAGGUCAAAUCCAACCACACUUGACCAUGGACAAGCCCGCGCCGGCGGCGCGGCCAGCUACGAGUCGCACGCGGCAUACGGCAGCUACGGCGGUGGGAGAUACUAUAUCGACCAAGCAGGCGAACCCGGCGGACCGGGUGGGGAGUAUGCUAAUUACCCGCCCGGAUAUGCACACCAGGACGAUGACGGGUUUGAUGGCUCCGGGGUCCGCCAGUCUCAGAGGUACGGUGAUGAGCACUCUCCGCACCCAGGUGAUUCUGAUGGGUCAAGCGAUUGUUCGUCCCCUGGCAUUAACGGCCAUGAUGAGUCUAGAUAUUCGAGGGACUACCAGUUUACGAUUACGUCUCCUGACGAGGAAAUGCACGGGAAAGCCGUCGCGCUAUUCGACUUUGAGCGCGAGAAUGAGAAUGAGCUACCGCUGGUGGAGGGACAGAUCAUAUGGGUCUCCUACAGACACGGCCAAGGCUGGUUGGUAGCGGAGGAUCCAAAGACACAGGAAAGCGGCCUUGUCCCCGAGGAGUACGUGCGUCUGCUUCGAGAUAUUGAAGGUGGUAUGAACAGCCUCACAAACGAGAUUGCCGCCGACUUCUCAGCAAGCCCGGAUGAUGCGGGCACACCAACCCAGACCGAGCACAUCUCCAACCUCCCACCGCCUUCGUCCAGCCAGGCCCAGCAGUCCGGCCACAAGCCAAGCUCGAGCAACGCCUCGAAUGGUUAUCACCACCCUGUGGUGAGCACCUUUUCCACUUCGAGCAAGGACUUAGACCCAUACCCUCAGCACCUACUGGGAACGCAAGCUGGGCAGCCACCUCCACAGGUCGUGCACUACCACGGUCAGAGGGGCGGGUCGGGCAGUCAGGUCAACACGCCUACGGGUCAAAACUCAUUUGAUGGAGCGACUGGCCGGCGAGGAAGUCAGGACGCUUCAAAAGGCUUAGAGACAUUACCAAGCCGAAAGCACAACUCAUCCGAAUCGGCCGGCAUCAAGGAGCAAAUAGAGCCGGAGGAGCGGUGA
Molecule: messenger RNA, 1263 nt
Organism: Microdochium trichocladiopsis
Lineage: Eukaryota; Fungi; Ascomycota; Sordariomycetes; Xylariales; Microdochiaceae
Exons: 1
Coding region: 1-1263 (420 amino acids)
Molecular function (GO): protein binding
Source: RefSeq, a predicted model, not a curated record